Messenger RNA from Prionailurus viverrinus (fishing cat), 5197 nucleotides. RefSeq names its product protein phosphatase 1 regulatory subunit 15B (gene PPP1R15B). Gene Ontology annotation, molecular function: protein phosphatase regulator activity. Gene Ontology annotation, cellular component: endoplasmic reticulum; protein phosphatase type 1 complex. Lineage: Eukaryota; Metazoa; Chordata; Mammalia; Carnivora; Felidae. The coding region runs from base 645 to 2786 and encodes 713 amino acids. The record is from RefSeq and is a predicted model, not a curated record. The transcript has 2 exons. Gene Ontology annotation, biological process: response to endoplasmic reticulum stress.
UAGGAGACCACGGGGGAACCAGUGCGCACGCGUACAGCCUAGGCCCGGCUGAUGCAACCUCCGGCGGGCGGGCUGGGUCCGCCGAGAGUAAGGAAGCCGACAGGGAACGGCCGGAGACCAAUCAGGGGCCGCACGCCGGAGUGGGGAAAGGCCCUCCCGCCGAGGCUGUGCGAGUGACGUUGGGCGACGCGGGGCUGGUGGCGUAGCCAGCCGCCCUCCUUCGUCUCGUCCUCUCGCCUGGGGGUGUCCUGCUCCGCGCUGGCCCCGCAGCCAUUUUGGGCUUCGCUUCCACCCGCGUCCUCUUGCCCAGCCCUUCCGGGGUCGCGCUGCCGAGGGGCUUUUUAACGGUCCGUCUCUUCUGGACAGUCGCUGCCGUCGCCGCGGGAGGGCUCUAUCUAUGGUGGAGAGGCCUCGGGCGGACUAGGACACCUUCUUCCCGCCAGGAUGAAUGUCGUCUCGGCCGCUACGUCCUGCGCCUGCCGUUCCGGACUGUGGUCUGCCGCCCGCGGCGGAAGCCGCUUCCCGCUGUGGUUCUUCUGCUGGCCCGGGGAUCGGCCUGGGGCCCCGACUCCGGCCAAGACUGUUUAGGCCGCUCCGAAUCCCGUCCGACCUUCAGCCCUGAGAAGACUGCCAAGAACAAGGAGAUGGAGCCGGCAGCAGACGGGUCUCGGCCACGGCCAGCCUCUCGGCCGGCCUCCCGGAUCCGGCUGCCCUUCUUCUUCCCUCGACGCCCGCAGCCCGGCACCUCCAAGUUGCCCACGCCUCCUGCCCCGGAACACUCCGGGGACCCCAGACUUGCUGCUUCCCCCCAGCCUCGGACCAGCUACUGGGUGAAGCUGCUUUCCCAGCUCUUCGCGCCACUCCCCAGCCUGCUUCAGAAGCUGCUGGUUUGGGGCCAGCUUUUCGGAGAGAUGGUUCCGACCAGAUGGCUAGAUUUUGCUGGAGGGUCCAGCGCCCUGAGGGCCCUGAAGGCUCGGGAGGACCCAGCCGCGCCCCCCGCGCAGAAAUCUUUGAGUUCGCUGCGGCUCGACCCCUCGGACGACUCUGGUGCCAGCCCCCUCAAUUGGCUGGAGGAGGGGAUCCACUGGCAGUGCUCGUCUUUAGAUCUGACAUCGGAACUCAAAGCCAAGGCUGGAGCCCUGGACCCCGCGGCACACGCUUUUCUGUUAGAGCACCAGCUGUGGGGAGUGGAGCUGUUGCCGAGUGGCCUUCAAGGCCAUCUUUGCUCGGACCGGGAACUUGGCUCUUUGCCCUCCGGGCCUCCAAACGUUAAGCGUGUAAGCAGUUUCAGCGUGGUCUCCUAUUUGUUGAACCCCUCCUAUCUGGACUCCCUGCCCCGGGUGGGGCUCGGCUAUCAGAGCGGCGUGGGAAGUGGCGAGCUAGUUGAUUUCCAGACCCUCAGCCCCGAGAGCAGCUGUGUGACUGAGGCCCAUGACCCUCCCCAGCCACUGAAGGCAGAGAUCACUUGCGCUUCCUGGCGGGGAUGUCCGCCCCUUUCUAGAGAGGGCCUGCCCGAAAUCCACCAUCUUCGCAUGAAACGGCUGGAAUUCCUCCAGCAGGCCAGCAAGGGGCAAGCGUUACCCAGCCCAGACCAAGAUCAUGGCUACCACAGUCUGGAGGAGGAGCACAGCUUGCUCCGGAUGGAUGCGCAACCCGGCGGAGACAGUCCCACACAGUGUGUUCCCUCUGCUGGAGCCGUUCCCGGAACCGCCCAGAAACCGGGAACCGAGGAGGAAGUCGCGUUGGUGACCACAGAGGACCCGCUUGCUGUGGAGAAACCGGGGCCUUCAGAAGGCUGUCCAUGUCGUGAGGUACCGGUGGAAAAGGAGCUUGGCGAGGACCAAAUAAGUGUAGUUGACUCCUCGGACCUAGAGGAUGACAUUCCCUUAUCCUCGAGACCAGCCUGUAGCAACAGGUUGAUAGAUUACAUUUUGGGAGGCGCGUCCAGUGACCCGGAAACAAGUUCCGAUUCCGAAGGUGAGGGUUGGGAUGAGGAGGCUGAGGAUGAUGGUUUUGAUAGUGAUAGCUCAUUCUCAGAAUCAGACCUUGAACAAGACUCUGAAGGGCUUCAGCUUUGGAACUCUUUCUAUAGCGUAGAUCCGUAUAAUCCCCAAAACUUUACGGCAACAAUUCAGACUGCUGCCAGAAUUGUUCCUGGAGCCCCUUCUGACUCCGAGAAGGAUUUGUCUGACAAGUCUGAUCUAGAGGAUUCUCCCCAGACCGGAAGCCUUCCCGAGUCUCCUGACCAGAAUUCUGGGGAGGAAGAGGACUGGGAAUCUAGUGCAGAUGAAGCAGAGAAUCUCAAACUGUGGAAUUCUUUCUGUAAUUCCGAUGACCCCUACAACCUUUUAAAUUUUAAGGCUCCUUUUCAAACAUCAGGGAAAAUUUGGAAAGGCUGUUGCGACCCAGAGAGGCCGUCUGAGCCCGCUGCGGCCAUUUCGGAGUAUCACACCUUACUUUCUUGUGAGGUGCACCUGUUAGGGAGCCGAGAAACCGAAGGUCCAGACUUGGGACAGGGUGGGGUUCUUUCUGGACAAAGACAGACGUGUAUCAAGAGGAAAAAGGUAACCUUCCUUGAAGAAGUUACUGAGUAUUAUAUAAGUGGUGAUGAGGACCGCAAAGGACCAUGGGAAGAAUUUGCACGGGAUGGGUGCAGGUUCCAGAAACGAAUUCAAGAAACAGAAGAUGCUAUUGGAUAUUGCUUGACAGUUGAGCACAGAGAAAGAAUGUUCAAUAGACUCCAGGAAACAUGCUUCAAGGGACUUACUGCUUUCGAGCAAUGUUAAGAUGGUUUGACAGCCUCUAACUCGAGCAUACACUACCUCUUAUUUGAGAGGUUUCUUUUAAAAACAAAAUUUGGCAGCUGUCCUUUUUUUUUAGAGGAUAUGCAACUUGGACCCAGUGACCUAGUCUAAUUUUUUUUUUUUUUUUUUUUUUGCAACCAAUCCCACUCAGAAAUGUCCAGGUUUGAAGCCGAGCCCUGGUAAUGAAGGAUGAGAUGAUGUGGUUUCUAAUCCUCCCUUUUUUGACUUAGUUGGAUGUGUUUUUGAAUGUUCUGUGCUUGCCAAGGUGAAAUAGGGGACCGUUUAAGGUGUAAUUUUGCAUUUCCAAAACUUAUUUUCUUGGGAAACAAUAUUUAUAGGGUGCAAAGCCCAUUUGCCAUUCUAAUUUAAAUUAUGUUUACCUGUCUGAAAACGCUGGGCUCUUCCUCCCUGACAUUCUAAAAUUAAGAGGCUUUUAUGUUCUCUCUCUCUAUUUUUAUCUCAGUGAUGUGGCCCUUCUAACUUAAAAGCUGAGAAAAUAAUCUUGUGUAUGCUACCAGCUUAAAUAUCUUGUGUCAACUUUUUUUUCCCUCUACUAAAAAUGACUCUGGUUGAAAGUUGUGUGGUGGGUCAUUGUUUCUAGGUGAAGUUCUACCUAAGACACUUUCAGGAACCGCCACAAAACUUCCAUGUGUAGGACUCUUCUGGUGUUUGGGAAAAUUGCAUCUUUCUGCCAAAUUGUAAUGUCUAACACAUUUAACUUCUGUGCAGACCGUCUCGGAGAGGGUUCUGUACAUGUUACUGUCGUUCCCAAUUCAAUGGUUCUUUGCAUGUUGCAACAGGUAGAAAUUGUUGUAAAAGACUCUGGAAAGCAAUGAUUGCGUCAUAGGCAUUUAUUUUUUAAAUUGAAAAGCCAAGAAUUGUCCUAGGAAGGAGCUAGGAGACCUCUCAGAGCAAUUUGGUUCUGUUGUGUAUGCUCUCAACAGAAAACCAGUGUUAUUAAUCUCACGUCUCAGCACCGUCACUUUUAAAACCUGUCAGGGGGACACUGUAAACUUGGAAAUGGGCAGUUCUGAAUUUUCCAGUUUGCAACAUAAAAUACAGACUUCAGUCAAUAUCUAAGUUUAUUGUGUUCUGUUACUGAGAGAAGUAAGACAAGGCCUGUACUUCCAGGAUUGGUACUAUAGACUUAACUCGAAAGUCUUCAUAUUUUUAGCCCAAAGUUCACUUUUGAAUUGAAGUUUUUGCAGUGACUGAUUGUCCUUGGUUUGCUUGGUUAGCUCUACAUGGUGCACAUCUGUUAGGCCGAGGUAAUGUUGAUCUCCUCCUAUUGGUCCCUCUUUACCCCACGUGCCUCCUGUCGCAGGUGAUGGAACACAUGAGUAGACAGGUGACCUCUUCAGUUUCAACUUGUUUCAGCGUGGAAACAAAUUGUUCAUCAGAAGUGCUGGCAGAGUUACUACCUCAGUUUAUAACCUACCUGGUCAUUACUUCCAUCCAGUCUGCUCUAAGCAUUGCCUCCAGUGAUAACAUACAUACUCACAGGUGAAUACACGGCGAGUACGCCAUCAUCAAAGCCGGUCCCAUUUUUGCAGAGCCCUUACCCCCCGGGCGCUGUGCGCCUCCACUUGAGGCCACUGUAGGGGCUGCACUUGCAGAGUCCUGCCGGAGCGCAGUGGAAACAGGCUGGUUUCAAGCACCGCUGUGUCAGAUGGAAAGAAGGCACCAUUUGCCUUGAACAAAGCUUAUUGAAAGCGUCUAGACGUUCUUUUAAAACCAGCCUGCAGCCUACUGGUUAUUUCACAGGCUCCGCCUGAAAUCUUGCACCUCUCGCUCAUGUGAAAAUAAUGGCAUAGCUUGACACGUAUUGGAUUUUGGAACCUUGUUCCCUGGGGAUUCCGACCUCACUACCGAAUGAGUAAAAGCUUGGGGAAGAGUUCUCCCACUUACCACCCUCCUUUAAAAGAAGCGAUCAGACAGUGAUGAAAAGGACAGAAGGGGCUAUUUUUAAGUGGGGCUGAAGGAGAAAAAAAUUCUUGUCAUUUCAUCCCAAUCCCAGUUGUUAGAACAAAGUCAAACCUGGAAGCUGUCACUGAACAUUGUGCACGUUUAAAGUCUUGCAAUGGUGCUUUAAGUAUCAAUGUAGCAUGUGAAAGGCUUUGUACAGACAGGUAAAAUUUCCUUUUCUGAGUGUUUGAAAUGUGAUAACAGCGCCUCUUCAUCUUUAACUUGAAAUCAAAACUGUCAGAUUUUAUUUUUUUAUAAUUUAAGGAAGGUGAAUUUAGGGGACGAGGAGACUCUAAAUUGGCUUCUACAGAUGCAGUGAUUUAAAUGUAACCAGUUUGUUGGGAUUUUAUAGCUAAAAUUAUAUUUGUGUAUAUAACUUUAACUAAUCUGUAAAUUGUAAUAAAUAUAUUUGCAAUUAUUAGAUGUUA